AUGUAUUUCAUAAUAAGAAGUCAUCUUUUAAAAACGAUGCAUUUGCAUGUCAAUAUGCCAAUGAAUACAAUGUGCAACAAAUGCAAAACCUUGUCUUCGAAAAACACCAGUGGAGUACUUUUUAAGGCUGCAUCAUGGCGUUUUAAACAAGCAUUGGCUAACUUGUACAUGGCUAAUCGUUUUAACUGGACCCAUGUCACAUAUGUGACACUGGGAGUAGGAAGUCAAGCGUACAACCUUUUAAUGAUAUGUGUUCGUCGUUCUGUUUUGUUAGUUCAUAAAAUUCAUGAAUCACGUUAA
Messenger RNA from Echinococcus granulosus, 300 nucleotides. RefSeq lists its product as hypothetical. Bases 1 to 300 code for a protein of 99 amino acids. Lineage: Eukaryota; Metazoa; Platyhelminthes; Cestoda; Cyclophyllidea; Taeniidae. The transcript has 4 exons. The record is from RefSeq and is a predicted model, not a curated record.